This is a messenger RNA of Fopius arisanus, 809 nucleotides long. Lineage: Eukaryota; Metazoa; Arthropoda; Insecta; Hymenoptera; Braconidae. The record is from RefSeq and is a predicted model, not a curated record.
AAUACUCUCGGGUGAAAAUAAUUACUUUGUACGCAUGGAGACAGUUUUCUUCCUAGUGGUGACGUUUUUAGUGAUUAGUAUUAUGAUUUAUAUUCGUCAUAUCUAUAGGCCUUGUGAUAUUGGAAAUCUUAUAGAUUAUGCAACUAAGGAAUCAGCAUUGCAUCCCACUGUUUUUAAAAUCUAUGAUAAAUCAACGCCAACAAGGUGUGAUCGUUUCAUUAUCGUUUUACCUUUUGAUUGGUACAUCUGGGCUGUUCGUGGAGAACUUUAUGUUGUGAAUCCCGAGGGUGGAAUCCAGUGUACAGGCAACAACACCCCAGCUGUACGAAUUCUAAAGGAUAAAUAUUUCGAGACAUGUUUGACAAUACAAUUCCCUGCACUUUUUAAAGCUUAUACUCAUUACAUCAAACCUAAAAUUGUUCCGUAUGAUAUUGACAAACCGAAGUUCACGGUAUUGUCAGCGCUUGAUAUACUGGGUAAACGUUGGAUCACCUUUAAUAUGACAGAGCAACCAGCGAAUGUAGUGCGCGAACUCGACGAAAAUCAUAAAAUUCGUGAAGUGCCGCGAAAUAAACGAUCAAUUGAAUCAGCACAUCGUAGUAUAACAGGGCGCAAUUUAAUUGAUAUAAUGGGGGGUGGUAAGUCCGAUUCGUAUUAUGAGGAAAAACUAGCUCAAGUGCUCAGACCUAAACGACAGCAUUACAAAGACUGGCGUGAUGUACCGAAAGGUAUUCCAGGCUAUUCAGAUCUAUGUUUUGCUGCUGAUAAUUCUGAUACAUUCCGGCCCACAUUCCUAUAGCUCAAUCAAU